Fonsecaea erecta is the source of this 999-nucleotide messenger RNA. RefSeq lists its product as hypothetical. The transcript has a single exon. The record is from RefSeq and is a predicted model, not a curated record. NCBI's taxonomy places the organism in Eukaryota, Fungi, Ascomycota, Eurotiomycetes, Chaetothyriales, Herpotrichiellaceae. Bases 1 to 999 code for a protein of 332 amino acids.
AUGCCUCCAGUAAGGUGCAACUUCGCCUCAGCACUCUAUGACCGUAUGGUGCCUCUGGCGGUCGGCGAGGUGCAGCCAGCAGGGCUGUCGGUGAAUUUUAUCGACGUCCAUCAUCCGCGUGACAUCUUCGACCGGAUGAUAGCAAACCAGGAAUUCGAUGCAUCGGAAUUGUCUAGUUCGGAAUACAUCACCCGCCAUGUCGCAGGGGACCGUACUUUCAUUGCUCUACCGGUCUUCCCUUCUCGGGUUUUCCGGCACAGUUUCAUCGUUGUGAACAAAGACAAGAUCAAGGAACCGAAAGAUCUCAAUGGUAAGAGGGUCGGUGUGCAGUUAUACACGAUGACUGCUGCUGUCUUCAUCCGAGGUCUCCUUCAACAUGAAUACGGCGUUGAUAUCUCAUCCAUUGAGUGGGUGGAAGGCAAAAUGGAGGGACCGGGCUCCCACGGCAAACCGUCUGCCUUGAAGCCCCUAAAGCCGAUCAGGAUCACGCAGAACACCAAUCCCACCAAAUCUCUCUCCGAUCUCCUCGAGUCAGGCGAGAUUGACGCUACAAUUGGGGCUGAUAUCCCAGCCUGCCUCGGCAAGGCACCGCACAUCGAUCGUCUCUUCCCGGAUUUCAAGAAAGUGGAAAUGGAGUACUACAAGCGGACAGGCAUUUUCCCGAUCAUGCAUCUAGUGGCCAUGCGUCGAGAUUACUACGAGCAGAAUAAGUUUGCGGCAUCAGCCUUGUACAACGCCCUGAACGAUAGCAAGGAGCUGGCCAGAAAGCGGAUGGAGAGUACGGGCGCGCUCAGAUACAUGCUUCCGUGGCUCCCUCAAGAGCUCGAUGAGAUCCAUGAGGUGUUUGGGGAGGAUUGUUGGCCGUAUGGCAUCGAGGAAAACCGGAAGACCCUAGAAGCUUUGGUGCAGUAUCUGUAUGACCAGUCGAUGAUUGAGAGGAAGGUGCCUAUUGAGGAACUCUUUGCCCCAGUGAGGAAGAUCAAUUUCAGGAUAGGAUGA